This is a messenger RNA of Oldenlandia corymbosa var. corymbosa, 2837 nucleotides long. Lineage: Eukaryota; Viridiplantae; Streptophyta; Magnoliopsida; Gentianales; Rubiaceae. The record is from the annotation of a GenBank genome assembly.
CAACUACCUUAUUUAUUGCUUUAUCAUAAAGACAAACACAAGGACAAAAACUCCCUCAUAUUUCUUUAUCUUUUUUUGGUAUAUUAAAAUUCCCUGAUUUUUUUUUUUAUGUGAUUCAUCUUUCAACAGAACUUAGUAUUUUCUGCUCUUCUUUACUUUCAAAGAUUUUGUGUAAAGAAAUGGUUUGGAUUUCAGCAAAAUGGCUGUUUCUUUUCUUAUCAUCAAGCCAUAUAGCAUUGGUAACAUGCACUAUUACUACUACCAAAAGCCCUUCUUCAUCCAAGGCAACUUACAUUGUCCAAAUUGAUAAAUGGGCAAAACCAGCAUUAUUUGUGGAUCAUUUCCAAUGGUACUCCUCCAUGGUAAAAUCUGCUGUAGCUUCACAACCAGCUGAAGUAGAAGAAGAUGAUGAUGAAGAUAGGAUAAUUUACACUUACCACACUGCUUUCCAUGGCCUGGCUGCUCAUCUUACAAAAGAAGAAAUGGAAAGAUUGAAAGAAAAGAAUGGUGUAAUGGCUGUUUUCCCUGAAACUAAAUACCAAUUACACACCACCAGAAGUCCAUUGUUUCUUGGGCUACAAAAUAAAUAUGGUAUGAAUGUUUGGUCGGACAAAGUCUCCCAAAGUAAUGUGGUAAUCGGAGUUCUCGAUACCGGGAUUUGGCCGGAAAGUCCAAGCUUCAACGACACUGGAAUGACAGCAAUCCCGAAUCAUUGGAAAGGGAAAUGCGAUGUAGGCCGCGGGUUCGAAUCGCGCCAUUGCAACCGGAAAAUUGUGGGCGCCAGAGUAUUCUACAAAGGGUAUGAAGCAGCUUCCGGCAGGAUCAAUGAACAAGAGGAAUUCAAAUCUCCGAGAGAUCAAGACGGCCACGGCACACAUACUGCGGCAACGGUCGCCGGAACCCCCACGCCGGGAGCGAAUCUUUUCGGCUACGCCUACGGCACGGCGCAGGGGAUGGCCCCUGGCGCCAGAGUUGCUGCUUAUAAAGUUUGUUGGACCGGAGGAUGCUUCAGCUCCGACAUUCUCUCCGCCGUCGAUCAAGCGGUGGCCGACGGGGUAAACAUUCUGUCUAUUUCAUUAGGCGGUGGAAUUUCAUCUUAUUACCGUGAUAGUUUGGCUAUAGCGACUUUCGGGGCCAUGGAAAAGGGAGUUUUUGUGUCCUGUUCAGCUGGAAAUGGAGGGCCCGAACCUGUUAGUCUCACAAACGUUUCACCGUGGAUAACUACAGUUGGAGCUAGCACCAUGGACAGAGAUUUUCCGGCCACCGUUAAGCUCGGAACAGGUAGAGUCUUUACCGGAACUUCUCUUUAUCAAGGCAGAGCAAUUCUUUCUAAAGAAGCCAAAUACUCAAUGGUUUACUUUGGAAGUAAUUCUACUAGUCCAACACCUAGUUCACUCUGCUUAGAAGGAACAUUAGAUAGACAUUCUGUUGCCGGAAAAAUUGUAAUUUGUGACAGGGGAAUUAGUCCUCGAGUUCAGAAGGGUCAAGUGGUGAAAGAAGCAGGAGGAAUAGGCAUGAUUCUGUGUAACACUGAUGUGAAUGGGGAAGAAUUGGUAGCUGAUAGUCACCUUAUUCCGGCUGUGGCGGUCGGCGAAACCGUCGGAAAGCUGAUUAAGAAUUAUGCAUCUACUCGUAAAGCUACUGCAACACUUCAGUUCCUUGGAACCAAAACAGGAAUCCGGCCUUCUCCAGUUGUAGCUGCAUUUUCAUCUAGGGGGCCGAAUUUCCUUUCCCUGGAGAUCCUAAAGCCGGAUUUCGUGGCGCCGGGAGUCAACAUCCUGGCAGCGUGGACAGGGGAUUUGGGUCCAUCAAGCUUGCCAACAGAUCGCCGGAGAACCAAAUUCAACAUUUUAUCAGGGACUUCCAUGUCCUGUCCGCACGUGAGCGGCAUCGCCGCGCUGUUAAAGGCGAGUCACCCGGAUUGGAGCGCUGCGGCGAUCAAAUCCGCCCUGAUGACAACCAGUUAUGUUCACGACAACACCAUGAAUCCCUUGAGAGAUGCUUCCACUGGCCAGCCUUCGACGCCUUUCGACCACGGCGCGGGUCAUGUAAACCCGGUGAAAGCCCUGAAUCCUGGCCUGGUUUACGACAUUGAAGCACAAGAUUACUUUGAUUUCUUGUGCGCACAGGGCCUGACUACUUCAGAGCUCGCUGUUUUCGCCAAGUUCGCCAACAGAAAAUGCCGACAAUUUUUCGCUGAUCCUGGAGGGCUGAACUAUCCUGCUCUUUCCGCUGUUUUCCCUGAAAAUGCAAAUACUUCGGUUAUAACUCUCCGGAGAACAGUCACCAAUGUCGGCCGCUCCGGAUCCAAUUACCACGUCGUAGUUUCACCGUUCAAAGGCGUCGCUGUGAAGGUUGAGCCGCCGAGGCUCAGCUUCACUCAAAGGCACCAGAAAUUGUCUUACAAAGUUACAUUCAUAUCAAGAUCUCGCCAGACAGAACCAGAAUUCGGACAGUUGAUAUGGCAGAAUAAGGCUCAUAUGGUGAGAAGCCCCAUUGUGAUCACAUGGCUAACACCAUUUUCGUAGAUCUUGUGGCCUGAUGAUUAGAAAAAGCAAUUAGGUGAAUUUCUGUCAGCACAAUAAUUUUUCUUUUUUUCUCAAUUAAUUAUGUACGCAUGUGAGUUUGCAUCAUUUUGAAUUUGAUUCUUCUUUGUCCUUUUAAUUUCCUGUUUCUUGUUCAUUGUUUUACCAUUCAUAAGUGGAUCGGACUGCUUUAUGUUAUGUGAUCUAUUGCAUUCAGAUCAUUUGGAGAAAAAAUAUGAAGAAAGAUCAAGCAAGAAAGUGUAAUAUUACAAACAUUUUACACGAGAGUUUCAAUAGUGCGCGUAUUUCGCC